Meloidogyne enterolobii is the source of this 309-nucleotide messenger RNA. The record is from the annotation of a GenBank genome assembly. Lineage: Eukaryota; Metazoa; Nematoda; Chromadorea; Rhabditida; Meloidogynidae.
AUGCGUCUAGCCAUAUUUAUUUUUAUUUUAUUUGUAAUUAUUUUUGAGGAGAGUUUGGGAGAUGAGCAAAAACAACGACCUCCCUCAGCCUACACAAGCCUAACUUCACUCGGAGAAAAAAAAUUUGAACGUCAACCAAGUGAAAGUGAAACAAACACUGGAUAUAUACUUACAAAUUUAUUAAAAAAUUUAAAACAAUUUUUAAGCCUUAACAAGCCUUCAGUUUAUAAUGAGGAAAAGCCGAAUGAUAAGAAAAGACGCCAUAAAAUAGAGAAAGAAUUGGGGAAACCAACAUCGGAAGAAAAUUGA